This is a messenger RNA of Trypanosoma cruzi, 846 nucleotides long. RefSeq names its product lysophospholipase, putative. Gene Ontology annotation, biological process: protein depalmitoylation. NCBI's taxonomy places the organism in Eukaryota, Euglenozoa, Kinetoplastea, Trypanosomatida, Trypanosomatidae. The record is from RefSeq and is a predicted model, not a curated record. Gene Ontology annotation, cellular component: cytoplasm. The coding region runs from base 1 to 846 and encodes 281 amino acids. The transcript has a single exon. Gene Ontology annotation, molecular function: carboxylic ester hydrolase activity; palmitoyl-(protein) hydrolase activity.
AUGAUCGGAACGCCGAUAGAAAACUUGACCGUCUCACAGAUUAAGGAGGAGCUACGGACGUUCUACGGCAUCAGGGACUUCUCGGAUGUCGUGGAAUUGAAGGACCUGCAAGCCAAACUUACCACAACAAGAAACUCGCAGCUCAUAACGCAUGGCCUGCAAUACGGUCCAUUGCUGCAGGUUGGGAACCGAAAGAAUCCAAACGGUGUUGUGACUCUUUUGCAUGGACUGGGGGAUUCGGCGCAUGGCUGGGAGCCUGUCGCGCAUGAGUUGGCGGGUUCCCUGCCGCACUUGUUGUUUCUUCUUCCGACGGCUCCGGUUCGGCCGGUGACCAUUAACGGUGGUAUGUCGAUGAAUGCGUGGUACGACAUCAAGGAGAUCUCUGCUGCCACAGACGUUUCGCGUCAAGAUGGAGAGACGGUGAUGAUCUCCGCUGAAUACGUCAAGAGUCUCGCGUACACUACGACGCAGCGCUACUGCAUUCCGAAGAACCGUGUUGUGUAUGCAGGCUUCUCGCAAGGCGCAGCGGUAUCACUUGCGGCGGGGAUCACCUCACGUAUUGCACCGGCAGGUGUGGCGGUACUCUCUGGAUAUCUCGCUGGCGGCAACGUGGUCCUCUCUCGUCUGUGCAACAAGGAGAUUCCCAUUCUUAUGUGUCACGGCACGGAGGACGGAAUUGUGCCCUUUGAAGCGGCACAACAGACAAAGAAGGCACUGGAGUCGGCUGGGGUUGCGUCCAUCACACUGAAGUCCUACCGAAUGGAGCACUCAUCGCACCCUGACGAGAUCCGUGACGUUGUGAGUUUCCUGAAGAAGGUGUUGCCGGCGAUUGACUCCAAGGCCUAG